UGGCAUGUUGUUGCCAUGGUAUCUGACUGCAAAGUCUUCCUGGGCGAGAAGGACCACAUGCUGAUAUCCACCAGAACUGUCAAUGCCUCUGUAGAGGGUGACCUCAGCGUCCACAUGGAGUUCCCGGGGGCAGAAGGCUGUACCCGGGCUGAUGCUGAGUACCUGCGGGUGGGCUCCCAGGGACACUUUCGAGUUCCAGCCUUGGGCUACCUGGACGUGCGCAUUGCCGACACAGAUUACUCCUCUUAUGCGGUGCUGUACAUCUACAAGGAGCUGGAGGGCGUGCUCAGCACCGUGGUGCAGCUCUACAGCAGGACCCAAGACCUGCAUCCCCAGGCCCUGAAGGCCUUCCGAGAUUUCUACCCAACGGUGGGGCUCCUGGAUGACAUGAUGGUCGUGCUGCCCAAGUCAGAUGUGUGCUCUCCCGGGCAAGGAGGCACUUCCGCACCCCCAGUGACCAGUGCCAUCUCUUCUCAGACUACGAGCAGGGAUGAACCUGGAGCAGCCAACCUCACCACCUCAGGAGCCAAGUGAGGCCCCCAGCCCUUGGGGACCACCCUGGGCCCUCCACCC
Molecule: messenger RNA, 573 nt
Organism: Nannospalax galili (Upper Galilee mountains blind mole rat)
Lineage: Eukaryota; Metazoa; Chordata; Mammalia; Rodentia; Spalacidae
Gene: Lcn15
Product: lipocalin 15
Exons: 6
Coding region: 16-534 (172 amino acids)
Molecular function (GO): small molecule binding
Source: RefSeq, a predicted model, not a curated record